AAAUUACCGCCAAGAAGCCCCAGACUUGGACCGUAGUACGAACGCAGUAUCCCGUGAGCGAAUGCGCAAGAAUCCCAUUGAAGCGACGAUCACAAGCCAAGCCCCAAUGCAAGAUCUACCAUCGAACCUAAAAAGGGAAAGGUUAACCUGA
Racocetra persica is the source of this 151-nucleotide messenger RNA. Lineage: Eukaryota; Fungi; Glomeromycota; Glomeromycetes; Diversisporales; Gigasporaceae. The record is from the annotation of a GenBank genome assembly.